This is a messenger RNA of Labeo rohita (rohu), 1164 nucleotides long. It is a transcript of the gene ccdc43, whose product is annotated as coiled-coil domain containing 43. NCBI's taxonomy places the organism in Eukaryota, Metazoa, Chordata, Actinopteri, Cypriniformes, Cyprinidae. The record is from RefSeq and is a predicted model, not a curated record. The coding region runs from base 16 to 657 and encodes 213 amino acids. The transcript has 5 exons.
CCCUAGCCAGGCAAGAUGGCGGCGCCCAACCAAAUCGCCGGGGAGUUUGAAAACUGGCUGAACAAGCGCCUGGACUCCCUCGAAGUAGACAGAGAAGUUUACGGAGCUUAUAUACUUGGAGUGCUUCAGGAAGAGGACAGUGACGAAGAGCAAAAGGAUGCUCUUCAAGGCAUUCUCUCCGCUUUUUUGGAAGAAGACACGCUUGAGGAGGUUUGCCAGCAGAUCUUAAAACAGUGGAGCGAGUGCGGCAGCAGAUCUAAAGUAAAGGGGACUCAGGCAGAUGAUGAGGUUCAGGCCAUUGCCAGUUUGAUAGAGAAGCAGGCACAGAUUGUGGUUAAACAGAAGGAGGUGUCAGAGGAGGCCAAGAAGAGGAAAGAGGCCCUGUUGGCCCAGUAUGCUACUGUCACAGAUGAGGAGGAUGAAGAGGAGGAGGAAGAACAAGCCACGGCAGGGAUACCCAGCGACAAAUCCCUGUUCAAAAACACCAAUGUCGAGGAUGUUUUGAAUCGUCGCAAACAGCAGCGUGACCAGGCCAGAGAGGACGCGCAGAAGAAGAAAGAUCAGGACAAGAUGCAACGCGAAAAAGACAAGCUGGCCAAGCAGGAGCGCAAAGACAAAGAAAAGAAACGCACACAGAAGGGAGAACGCAAGAGAUAGAGAGAAAAUGCAGAGCAAGAAAACUUUUGCAGACUAUACAAUACCAUUUACCUAGAAGAGAAAAAUACAAUGAGACCUCAGCAAACAACAUCCCAACUAACAAUGUAUGCAUCCAUAUCCUAUUUUUUUGGGUCCGAUAUUGCUUAUUGAACGUUGAAUAAUGUUGGGCCUAUUUAGCUGUUGUAUUGGCUUGUACAAAACAAAUCGCAAACCAGCAAACAGAGUGAGAAUUGUAUCAUGACCCAUUCAUUUAUUACAGGUGCUGACUGUUGUGCUACUUUUUUAGGGGGAAAUCACACAACCUGUCAAAAGCAUGUUCAGGCUGCAUUUCAACCCAAAAAUCAUAUUUACGUUAAAGAUUGUUUACCCUAAUUGUCAUUACUGUAUUACAUAAAUAUUUAAAUUGUAAAGAAUAACUGUAAUGAAAAUAAUGUGGCUAUGCAAAAUAUCUUCAUUUUUGGAAAAACAAUGUGUGUGUAUAUAUAUAUAUAUAUAUAUAUAUAUAUA